Molecule: messenger RNA, 969 nt
Organism: Lodderomyces oxycetoniae
Lineage: Eukaryota; Fungi; Ascomycota; Pichiomycetes; Serinales; Debaryomycetaceae
Exons: 1
Coding region: 1-969 (322 amino acids)
Cellular component (GO): cytoplasm
Molecular function (GO): phosphatase activity
Source: RefSeq, a predicted model, not a curated record
AUGCAUAUUCCAUACUACUUUCCUACUAUUAUUCUCCUGCAAGCAUUGUUUACCAAUGCAAAGACAUAUACGUUUCCCGCAUUUGAGUCGUCUACAACAUACUUUGAGCAAAGCGAUCCUCAAGUUUCAGUUGCCCAAGUGAAGUAUUCUCAAAACUUUGGUUUGAAAACAGAGUUUUCAUGGCAAGACGUUCUAGACCAGUUAGAUGCAAAUCAUAAGUUAUUCUUUUUGAUUAGACACGGUUUCGGUGUACAUCAGUGCAAUACGCCAUCAACCGACUGGACAUGCUACUGGGAAACAUUAGACGGCUAUGAUGGUCAAGUAUGGGCUGAUGCUUUGUUAACUCAAAAAGGGAUUGAUGAGUGUACAGCACUUUCGAAACAGAUCAAAAGUACCUCAAACUUCCCCUUUCCAAAUACGCAUUAUAGCAGUCCAUUGAGAAGAACAUUGCAAACAUGGCAGUAUGUUUGGAAGGAUAUUACCAAUGAUGCUCCCAUAAUCAAAGAAUACGCAAGAGAAACUUACGGAAUUCAAACCGAAAGUAAACGCCACAGCAAAACUUAUAUUCACUCAAAUUGGCCAUAUGCCACUUUUGAAGAUGGGUUUACCGAGGAUGACAAAUUGUGGGAGGCAAAUUCGAGGGAAACGGGCCAACAUCGUAAAUUUAGAGCAGCAUCAUUAUUAAACGACAUUUUCGACUCAACGAGCAGUGAUGAAAAAGUGAUAAGCAUUGUGUCACACUCUGGUAUGAUAGGCUCAUUGCUAAAAGUUGUUGGUCACAGAGAAUACCCUGUUGAUAACGCAGUGUUGAUUCCGGUUUUAGUCCAGCGGAAAAAGCAUAAAACAAAGGAUUAUGUGUUGGAUAAGCCCGAUAAGACUUUCAGUGAUAUUUGUCCUGAUAAGCCUUCUCAGAUUACCCAAGGACCAGGUUUGACCUGUAGUGCUGCUCCUUUCAGUGGAAGUAACUGA